GCCGAGCUCGGCGGUGGUUGGGAGGCCGGCUCGGCGGCGGCGGCUUCAGCAGCGGCCGCUGAGGGGAGAGGCCGGCUGGGAGGCAGCGCAGGCAGGCAGGCAGGCAGGCAGGCGGGCGGGCGGGCGGGCGGGGGGCCGGGAAGGGAGCGCCGGAGGGGAGCCGCCGCCGCCGCCGCCGCCCGCCCGGGCAGCAUGGUGAUGGCCGAGCCCCGGCGGCUUCCCCCCGCGGCGCUGCUGCAGCAGCCAACGUCGUCGUCCCGCGGAGGGCCGGUCCCGGUCCGCGUCGGCUUCUACGAGAUCGAGGGCACGCUGGGCAAGGGCAACUUCGCCGUGGUCAAGCUGGGGCGGCACCGCAUCACGCGCAGCGAGGUGGCAAUAAAAAUCAUUGACAAAUCUCAGCUUGAUUCUGUGAAUCUGGAGAAAAUUUAUCGUGAAGUGCAGAUAAUGAAAAUGCUGGAUCAUCCACAUAUUAUCAAGCUUUAUCAGGUGAUGGAGACCAAAAGCAUGUUGUACCUUGUGACAGAAUUUGCCAAAAAUGGAGAAAUAUUUGAUUACCUUGCUAACCAUGGACGAUUGAGUGAGUCUGAGGCAAGACGCAAAUUCUGGCAAAUCCUCUCUGCCGUCGAAUACUGUCACAGCCGGAAGAUUGUGCACCGGGACCUCAAAGCUGAAAACCUUCUGCUUGAUAACAACAUGAAUAUCAAAAUAGCAGAUUUUGGGUUUGGAAAUUUCUACAAAAGUGGCGAGCCUUUGACAACGUGGUGUGGAAGCCCCCCGUAUGCUGCCCCCGAAGUCUUUGAAGGUCAACAGUAUGAGGGUCCACAGCUUGAUAUUUGGAGCAUGGGUGUAGUUCUUUACAUCUUAGUCUGUGGAGCACUCCCUUUUGAUGGACCAACUCUUCCCAUCCUGAGGCAACGGGUCCUGGAAGGGAGAUUCCGGAUCCCUUAUUUCAUGUCAGAAGAGUGUGAGCAUCUGAUCCGGAGGAUGCUGGUCCUAGACCCAUCAAAAAGGCUGACAAUUGCUCAAAUUAAAGAGCACAAGUGGAUGCUAAUCGAGGUUCCGGUCCAGAGGCCUGCUCUUUACCCCCAGGGACAAGAGAAUGAGCCUUCCAUCGGAGAAUACAAUGAGCAGGUUUUGCGACUGAUGCACAGCCUGGGAAUAGACCAACAAAAAACCAUUGAGUCCCUGCAGAACAAGAGCUACAACCACUUUGCUGCUAUCUAUUACUUGCUCAUUGAGAGACUCAAGUCACAUCGCAGCAGUUUCCCUGUGGAUCAGCGGCUGGAUUCCCGUCAGCGCCGACCAAGUACCAUCGCUGAACAGACAGUCGCCAAGGCUCAGGCAGCAGCGGCACCUGUAAAUCUGCGCCCCCAAAAUGUCAGGCUGCUGAGGUCCCCUGGCCUGCCUGCCACUUCUGCUGCUGAAGCUUUCUCGUUUCCCCCUUCUGGCUGCCAGGCGGAAUCUGCUUUCAUGGAGGAAGAGCGAAUUGACACGCCAAAGCUAAAUGGCUGCCUGCUGGAUCCUCUUCCCCCUAUGCUGGUGAGGAAAGGGUGCCAGUCUCUACCCAGCAGCAUGAUGGAAACCUCGAUCGAUGAAGGCAUAGAGACCGAAGGAGAGUCGGAAGAGGAUCCUGCGCAAGCAUUUGCUGCCCUGCAAGCCACUCGCUGUGGGAAGCGGCGCCACACGCUGGCAGAAGUAACCAACCAGCUGCUUGUAAUGCCACGUACAGGGAAAGUCUACACCAUGGAUGAGAACCAGUCCUUGAGCAGUGUGGACUCUGAAUAUGACAUGGGAUCCUUCCAGCAGGACCUGAACUUCCUAGAAGACACCCCCUCCCUGAAAGAAAUGAUACUGGCCAAUCAGCCAGCUCCCAGAAUGACACCCCGUUUUAUAGGGCUGAGACCUGCCAAUCCAGCCAUGCAGGUGUUGGCCUCCCAGAAACGAGAGGCCCACAAUCGUUCCCCUGUUAGUUUCCGAGAGGGGCGCAGAGCAUCGGACACAUCGCUGACGCAAGGAAUUGUAGCAUUUAGACAGCAUCUUCAGAACCUGGCCCGAACCAAAGGAAUCCUGGAGCUGAACAAAGUCCAGCUGCUGUAUGAACAGAUGAGGUCAGAAGAGGGACCUGCCCUGACAUCCACCUCUCAUUUGCAAGAUCUUGGGAGCAGCCCCCACCAGGAGGAAGCGUCCCAGCAGCAGGAAGCAGCCUCUGUUUUUCCGAACGGCAUGCACCCUCAGUUGCUCUCCCGGCGGCAAAGCUUAGAGACUCAGUAUUUGCAGCACAGGCUCCAGAAGCCCAGUCUGCUUUCGAAAGCUCAAAAUGCUUGCCAAGUUUUUUGCAAGGAGUUGCCACGGAGCCUGGAACAGCAGCUACAGGAGCACAGGCUGCACCAGAAGCGCCUCUUCCUCCAGAAGCAGUCCCAGCUGCAGGCUUACUUCAACCAGAUGCAAAUAGCCGAAAGCACAUACCCCAGGCCAAGCCAGCUGCCCCUCCCCUGCCACGAAGACCAGCAGCCCCCACCGCCACACCCUUCCCAGUUCGGCCUGGGGCAGCCCCUUAGCCCUCUGAUGGAGCCUUCAGCUGAACAAAUGCAGUGUGACCAUUUCCUUAGCCAGUAUCAAAAGCUCCAGCUCAACCCGUUGCCCUCGCCCUCUCGGAUGCCGUCGCAGAUUCCCAUACAGCAGCAGCAGCAACAGUAUCCAUAUCAGACUUGUGACUUGCCACUUGGCACCGCACCUGAACCAGACUAUGCCGGUCAGCAUCAAUAUCCCCUGGACCCAGCCCAGCAGAGCAGCGUAGCAACGGCUGACAACCAGAGAAGCUCUGACUCUCCUGGGGCCCAGUCCGGCUACGAGGUGUUAGGCCUUGGGGAGUUCCCUGGACUCUUUGAUUGUGAGAUGAUGGAAGCUGUGGAUCCCCAACAUGGCGGCUAUGUCUUGGUGAACUAGCAAGUGUUGGAGCGUUCCGGAUGGAAGGUGGUUCAGUUAAAGCAGAGGACAGAUAUGCGUGUGGAUUUCCAUUUACGUUCCACCCCUACAAUCCAUGGCUUAUGAUCCAAUCCUUGACCCCAGUGGGUGAAUGUACUAAUCCUCCUACUUGGUACUAGCAGGGAACAGCUGAGUGUCAUUCACCUGGAACGCUUGGUGGCGGGAGCUGGAGGCAGGUACCAGGGCACUUUUCAUGGAAGCAGGGCGAGAGGCAGGCACCCAGUGAGCGUCAAGGAAGGCUGGCGAGCAGAAUGUGGGCAUUGCAACCUGUUUGGUGUUCUGCGUGUCUCUCUGAAGGAACCUGGCACGCUCAGGAAGGAGAACAGAUGUGGGAUGCACCAUACUUCUUGGCAAUAAAAGCAAUACCUUUUUUUUUCAGUGGAACUCAUCAAAGACUUGGGUUAAUUUUUAAGGGAAAUCAGGAGUGUAGCAUGGCCGGGGUCACAGCAGCCUUGGCCUUUAGCUGCCAAUGUCAAACUAGGCUGCAUUUGUUUCUUGGGGGACCCAGAGCACUGCUGGGCUUGGAACGUUUUUCUCAAUGCUGACCAGGAAAUUUCUGACCUUUACUCACCGUGACGAAACCCUGGAUCUUUGACGAACAGGUCUGUGUUAUCCCUCUAUCAGCAAGGAACCUGGACUUGUAGGAUUUCCACAGAAUUCUUGUAUUAUGAGGUUCUUCAAAGACCAAGAAACAGAGCAAGGGGGCGGGGAGAGGGAUGAAGAUGAAGGUGGUUUGGGGGCAGGGGUGCUGCUCAGAGCUGCCUCCAGGCCUCGCUCUGUUCACUGGAGAAGUUGAAAUAAGCUGCCCUUGGUUGCUUUUCUGUUUAAAAGGGGCGACUGUAAUUGGGCCGAACAGUGUGCGUUGUUGGCCUUGUAUAUUUGGACAGUUAGUUAGGGGAUUAGCAUUUAAGGAUGAAACACGAUGAGCUUAUCAGAAAACCCAUGUGAAGUGAUAGUGCUGUGCCUUUUGGGUUCUUUUUGAGAUAACUAUGCUUUUCUUUCUUUUUUUUCUUUUUUGUCUGAAAUAGAAAAGUACCCCAUUUAUAUCCAUGCUGGCGCCAAAGUCCCUUCAGAGCCCGAGUUCCACCAUGUGGAACACAGGCUUAAAACUUCUCCUCACAUUUGUUUGACUUGGUCAUCUACAUAAUUGAUGAAAUGUUGAAGUAUUACAGCAAUAUUUAGGAUCAAGGAACUGUUGAACCAAUAGCAAUUUCAAUAGGCAUCAUCUGCUCUGCCAAGCGUUAAGUGACGUGCGAUCCACUGACUUGAAAUCCAUAGGAAGAAUACAGGGAAUCCCUCAAAUGGGUCGCGGGAGUGGGGUUUGAAACGGUGCGACGCUGUUAAGGAAGAUGCUGGUGGUGCUGAGCAUCCCGGUGGGAGCAGGUGACACACUUUAAGCACAACACAGGUGUAUUUAAGCACAAGAUGACGGUCUGUCUUCAGGAGGUUUGGGGCUCAUUGUUCACUGAAGCGGCAAACCAGUGCCUGUUCUGUACCACUUCCGAUGGCCAGCAGGAGUACAAAGGCAACGGCGUGUCAGAGAUGAGGACUAAGCUCAGCUUUUUCCUGACAUGCCAGGUGUUUGUUUGGCGGGGGGGGGGGGGGGGGGGGGUCAAUGGCAGCAGUGGCUUGUAUCCUGUAAAUUUGGUUUGGGAAGCAGACCAUGUGGACCCUCCGCUUCUGCUGCAGAUGUUUCAUACCCCCCUGAGGUGCUCUUGGAAAAUGCGGGUGUCUGGAUCCCCAAGAACAGCACACAUAAUAAAGUGGGAGUAGAAAUCGGCACAGACCGCCACCCGUUUCUUCCAAAAGCGGGAGGGCGCUUCUUUCUUCCAAACUGCACAGCUGGAGACAGGAGAGAUUCAUAGGAGGCUCUGUGCCGGUGGUGGCCCUUCCCCCCAGUGGACGAAGCCGAAGGACCUCUACCCAGCACGCCCUUGGGCUCCUGCUCAGCUUGUUUGUCCUUUGGGGUCUCAAGAGGUCCAGCCUGGACGCAGCUUGCCCGCUUCAUAAAGGACCAGGCCUCAGCGAGUGGGACGCUCCCCUUUCCCGCUCCUGGUUCUCAAGUCCAGUGUGCCGUGUUCACACUGUGCGACUUUUUCAAAACGAUUUCAUUCCAGGCACUAAACUUCAAACUCCAUCCUUUGCCAUUCUUAAGUUUGGACUAUCAGGGCUGCAAGUGAUGUAUUGACAGGCCGGCAGUUGCUGUAGGGAAGUGGCAGGAAGUGUAGUUCAGGGGGCAGCCGGAAGCUGUGUCUCGAAAGAUUUUCAAAGGGGGGGUGGGGUGGUCUUCUUGCCUUGGGAAAUUCUCUCUUUCCUGUGGAGGGCCUUUGUUCUUAACAGGUUUGGAGAGGGGUCCAUUUGGGCUGUCUUGGCCAGAACUGUCCAGCAUCCUUUCUCCCCAGAGUAAUAACGCUGUGCCUGCAUCUAACCUGUAACUGCAAGGCUUUUCUCAAGAGAAGACCUUCCCUGCUGUAUCCUAUGCACUUCACAUGGGGGGGGGGGUGAGGGAGAGAAGGCUUCUGGCGAGUGGACACCAACUGCCUUAUUUCCUUGAAAGCAGAGGGGGAAGGAAAUCCUGCAGGCCCUUGACUUUUACCUACCCGUUUUGUAUUCAGUGGGCAAAGACAUUUCAGGCAAGUCAACCAUCCCUCUCUCCUCCCCCCCCCCCCCGCACCAACUAGGGGCAGGCAGCAAAAUUUUCUGAGCAUCUUCAACCCACCAAAAGUUUUCACCCAAACAGCCCAGGAGGUGUACAGUUGUGGUGAACUGGAGACAGCCUCCUGGCAGACCUUCCUUUUCCGACCCUGACUCUAAGCUAUUUUCCGUAGUUUUUCAGUAGGAGGGGGUUUCUGAAGGCCUGUUCUCAGACAUUCCUGGCUUCUGAAACAAGCUUUCAGCAAGGGAGGAAUUCAUGGAUGCUCCAGGAGGUGGAUUCACAGGCCUUCCGACCUCUGCGUGUUUUCACCAUGGGCUGUUGAAGACCAGGGAACCAGCCCCUUUCCCACAACUGCCGAGAGCCUGGCCAGGCUUAGUUUUGUACAUGUAUCUCUGUGGUGCGUACAGAGCACAAACCGUAGCUAACCUUAGAAGGUGACUACAGAUCAGUAUUCAGGUGCAGAGAGCUAGCAUAUGUCCGUUUCUGUUGGCAAAAUCACCUUGUACCUCAGUUUAGGGGAGUGGAAAUUCUGAAUGUAAAACAAAGUCAGAUGCGUCCCUCCGCUUAACAGCAUGUGUUUCUUAACAUUUGGUGUCAUUUCUCUUACAACAGUAGAGGAAACCAAUUUUCCCCUAAGCCUCACUCACGUAUCCAUACAGCACCACCCCUACCCCCCCCCCCAUCCCGUAUUACAGCUACUUCAAAAUAACCGCUUCUGUCGAACCUGCUGUCUGUCGUUAGAGGAUUUGUGUAUACUACUGUAUAGCAACUAGUAGCUUUAUUAGUUUGAAUACAGGCUCCUUUGAAGAGACUUUGGUGAGAUGUACAUGGGGUUAAAAAAAUUUCAUAUGGAGACAAGUGCAAUAUGUGUGUGUGUGGUACGUUUUAAUGUAUUUUUUAAAAAAAAACAGUUGAAAGGGUUUAGUCUUCGCUUUUGGGAGAAAUGCACUAGUUUUGUGAGCCCAUCUGUAGUCCUUACUUGCAGUUGGUAUGCUGGACUCUGUAAAAGCAAUUAAUGCAAAAUAAAGAACGUGGACCGUGCGUUUUUAAAA
Messenger RNA from Sphaerodactylus townsendi, 6693 nucleotides. RefSeq names its product salt inducible kinase 2 (gene SIK2). Gene Ontology annotation, molecular function: ATP binding; tau-protein kinase activity; protein serine/threonine kinase activity. Gene Ontology annotation, biological process: protein phosphorylation; microtubule cytoskeleton organization; intracellular signal transduction. Gene Ontology annotation, cellular component: cytoplasm. The transcript has 15 exons. Bases 193 to 2946 code for a protein of 917 amino acids. The record is from RefSeq and is a predicted model, not a curated record. NCBI's taxonomy places the organism in Eukaryota, Metazoa, Chordata, Lepidosauria, Squamata, Sphaerodactylidae.